AUGAUACCACCGGGGGACUGCAUGUACGCAGGGAGGAAACGAAGGAAGCCGAUUCAGAAACAAAAACCAGCACCAGUCACAGAGAAGUCCAACCCGUCCAAACGGCACCGUGAUAGGCUGAAUGCAGAGCUGGACCGACUGGCCAGCCUGCUGCCCUUCUCCCCAGAUAUCAUCUCCAAACUGGACAAGCUGUCCGUGCUACGGCUCAGCGUCAGUUACCUCCGGGUCAAGAGCUUCUUCCAAGCCAAUCAGGAGAAACCAUCUCGGAAACAUGUCAGCCCAUCCUCCAUUAAUGAGGUUAGGAAGGAGAGCCUGCCGUCAGAGCCGAGUGUGACGGAGAGUGAACUCCUACUGGAGUCCUUGACUGGUUUUGCGCUGGUUGUGAGCAGCGAUGGAAUGGUGUUCUACGCCUCCUCCACUAUUGUGGACUACCUUGGCUUCCACCAGACGGAUGUGAUGCACCAGAACGUCUUUGAUUACAUCCAUGUGGAUGACCGGCAGGAGUUUAGAAGACAGCUCCACUGGGCCAUGAACCCCACACAGCAGGUGGCCUCCAGCGACCAUCAUUCAGUGUCAGGGACUGGUGAGGAUUUUGUUGUCAGCAGCCUCUUCCACUCCCAGGAGGCAGGUGGCAUUCCACCGGAAUACACAUCUUUCCUGAAUCGCUGUUUCAUUUCCCGAGUACGCUGCCUGCUGGACAGCACCUCUGGCUUCCUAACAAUGCAGUUCCAGGGCCGUCUGAAGUUCCUCCAUGGCCAAAAGAAGAAAACAGGGUCAGGUGCCACCAUGCCCCCUCAGCUUGCGCUGUUCUGUGUGGCUGUGCCCCUGCUUCUGCCCUCUAUCACUGAGAUGAAGAUGAAGGGGGCAAUUCCACGGGCCAAAUACAAGAAUGGGGGCAGUGGAUUCAUCAGUGCAUCAGAGCUCAGUGACAGAGAGGAUCAUGGGAGGAGGAACUCCAUGAUGGGUGACAGAGGAGAUUCCCUACUCCUAAACUGCUCCAUCCCUACAGGCCCACUGCGCCAACAUGCCCCAUGGACACCGCUCUCCAAAGACAACGUUAAGUACAAGAGUGAAGCAUUCUACGGACAGGAUGAACCCCUCAAUUUCUGCAAGUCAUCAGCAGGGGGUCAAAGAAUCACCAAUCUCGACAACUCGUGGAUCGUGAGAGAUAAUUCGGGGGCUAUCCGAACUAACCUGUUUGCCAACAGCAGGUUGGGCAAGGUUGGCCAUUAUGGAAAACCCUACAGGAUGUCUCCGAGUUUCCACGGCAACAGGGCUGAGGUCUUCAUGCCAAAGCUUUAUGGGAGCCUGCAGCAGGCUGGGCAAGCAGACGGCUAUUGUGUGGACGGCAUUAAGAGUGAGAACGGUUAUGAAGAGCACCCCGAGUGCUAUGGCGGACGCCUUAUGGCUGAGGUGCCUAUCAAAGUGGAGCAGGACUCGGACUCCGAAAAUGGCUGUGAUGUCUAUGGCCGGCCGUGGGGGUGCCGUGAGCGCUACAACAGCGGCGGGGGUAGUUACGAUGGCCUUCAGGUGAAGGCGGAGGACGGCUUCUACGAGCAGUACUCACCCUGCCAAAGGGCCAAGGCUAACAGUGGGCCAGCAUUCAACGGCCAGUACCAGACCACAUGUGGCAGUAUGAACCGGCCCCUCAAAUGUGUCCUGAACAAGGAGUCAAUGCAGCUCAGCCCCCACAGGCUGGCACACCCUGACCAACUGUGCAGCACCCAGAGCACCAACUGCAUGGACAGCUAUGGUAGCAGCCUGGAGCACAAGGGCUACAUGCAGCCAGACUACAAACAGGGCUACGAGUUCAAAGGUCAGGGAUUGCUCCACACUAUAAAGCGAGAACCCAUGGAUUCGCCACCCUGGCAUGACAGCGGGCGUGACAUGUGCCCAAGUGGCAUCCAGCGGAACAUCAUGCCGAACUGCGUGAUGAGCACAGAGCAGCACAAAGCCAACCCCUAUAUUUAUAUGCAAUAG
Molecule: messenger RNA, 1980 nt
Organism: Chanos chanos (milkfish)
Lineage: Eukaryota; Metazoa; Chordata; Actinopteri; Gonorynchiformes; Chanidae
Gene: ahrra
Product: aryl-hydrocarbon receptor repressor a
Exons: 8
Coding region: 1-1980 (659 amino acids)
Biological process (GO): xenobiotic metabolic process; regulation of transcription by RNA polymerase II; response to xenobiotic stimulus
Cellular component (GO): nucleus; aryl hydrocarbon receptor complex
Molecular function (GO): protein dimerization activity; nuclear receptor activity; transcription cis-regulatory region binding
Source: RefSeq, a predicted model, not a curated record